Messenger RNA from Camelus dromedarius (Arabian camel), 1489 nucleotides. Its product is annotated as olfactory receptor 6V1. The record is from RefSeq and is a predicted model, not a curated record. The transcript has a single exon. Gene Ontology annotation, molecular function: G protein-coupled receptor activity; olfactory receptor activity. Lineage: Eukaryota; Metazoa; Chordata; Mammalia; Artiodactyla; Camelidae. Bases 22 to 1152 code for a protein of 376 amino acids. Gene Ontology annotation, cellular component: membrane. Gene Ontology annotation, biological process: G protein-coupled receptor signaling pathway.
ACUCCUUAACUCUGUUUCUCUAUGAUUCUCAUCUCUCUCUCUCUCUCUUGUUUAUCACUCAUCACCUGCUCGCCUUUCUCUCUCUGUGUUCUCUUUUUCUGUCUCUAUCCUUGUUUCACGGUCAAUGGUUCUCUCUGUCUCUGUCUCUAUUUCUGUCUCUCCAUCUCUGUCUCUUGCUUCCUUCCCACGCAGGGUCCCAGCCCCUGGGUCAUGGCAAAUCUGAGCCACCCCUCCGAGUUUGUCCUCUUGGGCUUCUCCUCCUUCGGGGAGCUGCAGGUUCUGCUCUACGGGCCCUUCCUGGUGCUCUAUCUUCUCGCCUUCAUGGGAAACACUGUCAUCAUAGUCAUGGUCAUUGCUGACAGCCACCUCCACACUCCCAUGUACUUCUUCCUGGGCAAUUUUUCCCUGCUGGAGAUCUUGGUGACCAUGACUGCCGUACCCAGGAUGCUGUCCGACCUGCUGGCUCCCCACAAGGUCAUCUCCUUCACCGGCUGCAUGGUCCAGUUCUACUUCUACUUCUCCCUGGGCUCCACCUCCUUCCUCGUCCUGUCCGACAUGGCCCUUGACCGCUUUGUGGCUAUCUGCCACCCACUGCGCUACGGCACUUUGAUGAGCAGGGCUGUGUGUGCCCGGCUGGCGGGGGCUGCCUGGGCAGCUCCUUUCCUGGCCAUGGUACCCACUGUCCUCUCCAGAGCUCAUCUCAAUUACUGCCAUGGCAACAUCAUUGACCACUUCUUCUGUGACAACGCCCCUCUGCUGCAGCUGUCCUGCUCCGACACCAGCCUGCUGGAAUUCUGGGACUUUGUGAUGGCCUUGGCCUUUGUCCUCAGCUCCUUCCUGGUGACCCUGGUCUCCUAUGGCUACAUCGCGAGCACCGUGCUGCAGAUUCCCUCUGCCAGCGGACGCCAGAAGGCUUUCUCCACGUGUGGGUCUCACCUCGCCCUGGUCUUCAUCGGCUACAGUAGCACCAUCUUCCUGUGUGUCAGGCCUGGCAAAGCACACUCUGUGGAAGUCAACAAGACGGUUGCCUUGGUAACAUCCAUCCUCACCCCCUUCCUCAAUCCCUUUAUCCUCACCCUCCGCAACGAGACCGUCAAGGCAGUGUUACGAGAACAGAUGCAGAAGCUGAAACGUCCCCACAGGGCACUGUGACGAGCCUGAGGGACCUGCCAGGCUCAGCCAAGUAGUUCUGUGAGGAAGCGGGGUACCGGGCUGGGUGGGACAGCCACUGUCGAGUUUCUUUCAGUUUUUCCUUCUGUGCCUACGAGUGGUAACCACAGUGAGUCCUCGGUGGCCCCCUGUCUCCCUCAACGCUCUCACAGGCCAUGUGGAACUGCUCCCCUCACCCACUGGCAGCGACAAGAACUCAGAAAGUAGCCCAGAGCCUGGGAGCCAGGGGUGUGGCUUUUCAUAAAGGGAAGUGCAUGGGCUUCCCCUUCAAGAAGAGCAGCCUGGAUGUUUUCUCUGAUAAAGAGUUGUUAUCUAGCGC